UUAAGGGGGAAUUUGUUUGUAUUCACUGGUUUGACAUUUCUCUGCCUAUUAUCUCUAUGUGAUUCCUUGUAUAUGAUAAAUAUUGAUAUCGAGAAGAUUAUAAAUAUCGUAUAAACAUAUUAAUAUAUAAGGAUUUAAUUAAAGGGAAUCAUGCUUGUAUUGGUAUUGGGCGACUUGCAUAUUCCACACAGAUGUAGCAGUCUUCCAAGUAAAUUCAAAAAACUGCUAGUACCUGGUAGAAUACAGCAUAUUUUAUGUACUGGCAAUCUUUGUACAAAAGAAUCCUAUGAUUAUCUCAAAACACUAGCCAGCGAUGUACAUGUAGUUAGAGGAGAUUUUGAUGAGAAUCUAAAUUAUCCAGAACAGAAGGUAGUCACUGUAGGCCAGUUCAGAAUUGGGCUUUCCCAUGGACAUCAAGUGGUGCCAUGGGGUGAUCCUGAAUCUUUAGCACUGAUACAGAGACAAUUGGAUGUUGAUAUUUUGAUAUCUGGUCAUACUCAUAAAUUUGAGGCAUAUGAGCAUGAAAAUAAAUUCUACAUUAAUCCUGGAUCAGCUACUGGAGCUUAUAAUCCUUUAGAUACAUCAGUCAUACCAUCGUUCGUAUUGAUGGAUAUUCAAAGCUCAACAGUGGUCACUUAUGUGUACCAACUGGUUGGAGACGAAGUCAAAGUAGAGAGAAUUGAAUACAAAAAAAGUUAGAAUUAAUGGAUUUUUCAGCAUGCAUCUAUCAGUGCGAGUAUAUCCUGAAUUCAAUAAAAAUGUGCAUAAACAUGUAAUAUUUGCAGGGCACUUGCAAUUCCCUUGAAUUAAUUAAUUAAUUAAACAAGGAUAAUUAAUCGUAUAUUUGUUGUAAAUAAAAUAAUAUCGAUUAUAUAUUAUGUAAAA
Messenger RNA from Cataglyphis hispanica, 885 nucleotides. It is a transcript of the gene Vps29, whose product is annotated as vacuolar protein sorting-associated protein 29. Gene Ontology annotation, cellular component: endosome; retromer complex. Gene Ontology annotation, biological process: intracellular protein transport; retrograde transport, endosome to Golgi. Lineage: Eukaryota; Metazoa; Arthropoda; Insecta; Hymenoptera; Formicidae. The record is from RefSeq and is a predicted model, not a curated record. The coding region runs from base 151 to 699 and encodes 182 amino acids. The transcript has 4 exons.